AUUGACCACAUUCGAAGUCGUUGGUCUUGCAGUGUUGUUUCCGCGUGCUUUGGAACCACAUUUAGUUUAUUAAUGCCCCUGUGUUCAAAGCCUGAAACCAGCGAGCGAGCAUGUUCACAGAUCCGUUCUGCCUUCAGUGAAGACAUAAGGGCUCAGGAUCUUUUAAAAGCUGUUUAAGGACCUCCCAAACUCUGUCGAUUCUGGGGUUUUGUUAAGAUGGCUGGAUUGAUGAACCGUUCCCGUACCAUGGCCGAAGGAGUGGUAGUUAUGGUGUGCCCGGCGCUUCUGGCAUUGGUUCUCGACAAGGUCGACCACAAAGUAUAUGGACACCGUGCUCUCAUGGCUAUGCUCACCAUGGCAGGUGUGACUUUGAUAAGCGGUAUCUGUCCGGUGCUCCUUUUCUACUUCUCCCAGAGAUUCCCGGCUGUAGGUUACGUCAAGCCGGCGGUGACCGCGGGUCUGGCAACCCUCUCCUAUUCUUGCCUCCUCAUCCUCGCCUGCUUCAUCCCGCAGCCCAAUAUUGUCCCCAACAACAUUCGUAUCCCGGUGGGCGCCUUGUGUGGAGGCUUCGUCCUGGUUCGAACGGUCUGCUACUACUUUGGAAAGAAUGUUGGAACGUACGGACAGAACCUGCACGACAUACUCGAUGAAUCACACGAGUUCUUGACGGGCGUCACUGGAAUUCUCUUUCUGGGGCUAGAAGGUUUGGCUCUGGAAAGCAAUGGCAAUCAGAUGUUUCCAAAGGGCGGCAUGACCCUGGGCACGAUCAGCUUCAUAUUUUGCGCUCUUGGUGUGUGCCUCAUGUACUUAGAGAUGACCCCCCCUCUAUACUUCAACGUAAGGACAUGGACUGUGGGGUUUACUCUGGGGCUAGACAUCCUCAUGGCUGCUGGUACCUUCGUGCUAUUGAUUGUCACCAUGGUUAAGCUCAUGGGAGUUCCAGCCCUGGUGCUCUUAACGCCCCCGGUCGGAAUCAUCGGGGAACUUGUAUACCGAGUAGCCACCAAUAAAACAGUAACUACACCGGACACUGAUUCAAAAGUACCUGCUUCGCUGGAACUAACAAGAGUCGCCUUCACUGGAUUCUUGGCAGUGUCAAUAACAGCUAUCAGCAACACUUCGCCCAGCAGGUUGACCGUCUGUUUCCUACUGUUUGUGGCAGCAGCUAUUGUGUCUGGUAUCUUAUGGAGGCUCCUCACACAGUCCCAGAUAAGGAGCGGUCUGCCCUAUGCUGCUUCACCUGCUCAAAUUGCUUCACCUGCUCAACAAGCUGCUUUACGUGCUCAACUAGUUGCUUCCUCCGCCAACCUUGCUUCCUUCUGCACACAUUUCUGCAUUGUUAUCGCUACGAUUCUAUUCCUAGCGAUGGCCGGGGCGGCAAGAGGAAAGUGAUGCAAAGUAGUGACAGUGACAUAAUCAUCUAAGCAUCUUUUAAGUUAUACCUGCGCUCAUAUGUUAUAACAGGUUUUGUACUACAUCUGUAAUUGAUUUCAUUCUUCCAUUAUACACUUGUAAAUUUAACUCUGCUAUUCUCUUGAACAAUAAUUGGAUAUUAUUGACUGGUUUUCCAAUC
This is a messenger RNA of Lolium perenne, 1573 nucleotides long. RefSeq lists its product as uncharacterized. Lineage: Eukaryota; Viridiplantae; Streptophyta; Magnoliopsida; Poales; Poaceae. The record is from RefSeq and is a predicted model, not a curated record.